UAUAUAAAUUUGCUUCCAUCAGUCCAGUUUUAUUAAACUACCAAUAAUGAAAUUUGAUAGGGUUUCUCAAUGUUCAUCUACAGGAUGGAGAAUAUUUUUUCUCAUUGGAAUCGGUGAAAGUCCGAUGAACAGCAGCUCUGUCUCCCAGCAGCAGAAUCCUCGUCUAGUCAAGACCAGCAAUGUGGCAGUUUGUGGGAACCCAACCCUGCCCCAGGAGUUUAUAGAGCUCUGUCGUCAAAGUGGCUCGUCCCUGGUCUUCUCCAGGCUAGCUGCAGUGCCUCCUGAUGUUUGUGAAAUCUGUGCUUUCGCUGCCUGUACUGGUUACUAGACAUCUUUUCUGCUUGUGAAAAUGUGUUUACCAUGUACCCAAAUUUCUUGUUAAAAAAAAAAACGUGUGUAAUGCCUUUUAGUCUGACAAUUUACUGUGUUUUUUAUUUGUUCCAGCAUGUAGGUUUAUUAAUUUGAUGCAGUCUUAUUGUUCUAUAUCUAUUGUUAUGUAUUUUAUAAUAUAGAAGAUGUAGAAGAAUAUAUAUUAUUAAGAAUAUACAUAUUCUUAACUUCAUCGUUGCCUUAUUUGUGAAAUAAAACACUUUCAAAAGUAUCAUGGCUUGAAAAUUGACUCAACUUUCAACUGAUUUGAAAUGAUUUCUUCACAUUUUUUGUUGAGCAUCAACAUCUCAAAACUUUACAUCCCCAUAUGCAAUCCCCCACCCCUCUUGGGUUCUAGGACGUAGAGGCUGUAGAAGCUGUAGGCCCCUUUGCUUAAAAGGAAGAGAUGCUCCUGUUGUAGAACCAAGAUCUGCUCCAGGCUUUCCAGUGUAUCACGCUGGAUGAGGAGGAGCAGAAGUUCCCUGCAAAUGCCCUUAGGGAGGGUGUAAGACAUGAUGGCAAGCUGUCACCUUGAGGGUAGCUGUUCUCAGAAACCUGAGCUGUCUGUUGUCAA
Tachysurus fulvidraco (yellow catfish) is the source of this 943-nucleotide messenger RNA. RefSeq names its product guanylin-like. Gene Ontology annotation, cellular component: extracellular region. Bases 47 to 328 code for a protein of 93 amino acids. Gene Ontology annotation, molecular function: guanylate cyclase activator activity. The transcript has 2 exons. The record is from RefSeq and is a predicted model, not a curated record. Lineage: Eukaryota; Metazoa; Chordata; Actinopteri; Siluriformes; Bagridae.